Alligator sinensis (Chinese alligator) is the source of this 751-nucleotide messenger RNA. RefSeq names its product DLA class II histocompatibility antigen, DR-1 beta chain. Gene Ontology annotation, cellular component: MHC class II protein complex; membrane. The record is from RefSeq and is a predicted model, not a curated record. Lineage: Eukaryota; Metazoa; Chordata; Crocodylia; Alligatoridae. The transcript is spliced from 5 exons. Gene Ontology annotation, molecular function: MHC class II protein complex binding. Bases 6 to 707 code for a protein of 233 amino acids. Gene Ontology annotation, biological process: immune response; antigen processing and presentation of exogenous peptide antigen via MHC class II; immunoglobulin production involved in immunoglobulin-mediated immune response.
CCCACAUGGCUCAUUGCAUGGAAUCCCCAGAGCAUUUCCUGUUGCAGGGGAAGGCUGAGUGUCUCUACACAAAUGUGUCCCAGCGGGUGAGGUUUGUGCUGAAGUUCAUCUGGGACCAGCAGCAGUACGUUCACUUCGACAGCGAUGUUGGCGUGUUUGUGGCUGACACUGUGCUGGGUCAGCCUGAUGCCACAUACUGGAACAGCCAGAAGGAGGAGUUGGAGUACAGCCGGGGUGCAGUGGACAGCGUCUGCCAGCGCAACUAUGGGGUGGCUGAGCAAGCCCAUGUGCUUGGCCGCACGAAGCCCAAGGUGAAAGUCUCCCCAGCAAAAUCAGGGGCCCAGGCCCACCCGGACGCACUGAUUUGCUCCGUGACGGGGUUCUACCCAGGCAACAUUGAGGUUAAGUGGUUGAAGAACGGGCAGGAGCAGACGGCCGGAGCGGUGUCCACGGAGCUGAUGCAGAACGGAGACUGGACCUUCCAGAUCCUGGUGAUGCUGGAAGUGACCCUCCACAGCGGGGACAUCUACACCUGCCAGGUGGAGCACAGCAGCCUGCCGGGACCCAUAACUGUGCUCUGGGAGGUGCAGUUGGACUCAUCCAGGAGCAAGAUGCUGACGGGGAUCGGGGGCUUCGUGCUGGGGCUGAUCUUCCUGGCGCUGGGACUCCUUGUCUACUUGAGGAAAAAAAAAGGGCUCCUGAGAUAGAUCUUGAGGCUUUGGGGCCUGUGUCUUGCAUGAUUCUCCAGCCA